Molecule: messenger RNA, 447 nt
Organism: Trypanosoma conorhini
Lineage: Eukaryota; Euglenozoa; Kinetoplastea; Trypanosomatida; Trypanosomatidae
Exons: 1
Coding region: 1-447 (148 amino acids)
Source: RefSeq, a predicted model, not a curated record
AUGAGCCUGCAGAGCACUGUGGCGAAACAGUUGCUGCGGCAGUCCACGCUGCAGCCGCGACUGAAGCUUCCGGCCGGUAGGAUUGUGUCGCUGGAGGAGGGUCGACGUUUGGCGCGCCUGGUGCACGAGGAGGAGGAACACACAGCUGCUGCCAAUGUGGGUGCUGUUGAGAAUCGCUCGCUGAGUACCCCCGUCGUUCUGGAGGAGCAGGUCUCAAAGCGCAUCUUGCUGCUGCGGCGGAAGAGUAAUAAGGCCGCCAACGUCAAGGCGGCUGUCGCCUACGCUCAGCGCAGCAAGGGGCCAAGUGCAGUGGAAAAGGUUGGCAGUGAGGUGCGGGACAUUGCAGUUAAGUUGCUGCGCAAAGAUGGGUCAGCCCGUGGUGCAUUGAAGCAACGCCACAGUCGCGGUAACGGUGCAAAGAAGCGAAAGGGGACGUCACAUAAGUGA